AUGGAGAUGAUGGUUGCUUGUUCUUAUAUGGCUUCAAUAAAAGAAGUUACUAAUGAAGACAAAACAAAAACUUCAGAAAUCUCAUGGGAGGAAAUGAAGCGGGGAGGUAUGAUUGGUGCAGCUGCUUUAACUGGAGGAACCUUGAUGGCUAUCACUGGAGGCCUAGCUGCUCCUGCAAUUGCGCAAGGAUUGGGUGCUCUAGCUCCUGCAUUAGGUGGUAUCAUCCCUGCAAUUGGAGCAAGUGGCUUUGCUGCUGCAGCAACUGCCACAGGGUCUGUUACCGGCUCUCUUGCUGUUGCUGCAUCAUUUGGAGCUGCUGGAGCUGGACUUACGGGGAACAAAAUGGCUAGAAGGACCGGCAGCAUUGAAGAAUUUGAGUUCAGAACAAUUGGAAAUUAUGAUCAAGGACGGCUAGCAGUGGGAAUAUUGGUUUCUGGACUUGUUUUUGAGGAUGAAGAUUUUAUAAGGCCUUGGGAAGGUCAAAAUGAAAACUUGGAAAGGUAUGCCCUCUGGUGGGAGUCUAAGAAUUUGAUUGCAUUGAGCACUGCAAUCCAAGACUGGCUUACUUCAAGAAUUGCCUUAGAGUUGAUGAAAGAAGGUGCCAUGAUGACUGUAUUAAACACCCUUCUAGCAGCAUUUGCUAUGCCGGCAACAUUAGUUACAGCAUCUGAUCUUAUAGAUAGCAAAUGGGCAGUUGCAGUGGACAGAUCAGACAAAGCUGGGAAGAUGCUUGCUGAAGUGUUGUUGAAUGGACUGCAAGGAAACAGGCCUGUGACGCUCAUAGGGUUCUCGCUGGGGGCCAGAGUAGUUUUCAAAUGUCUCCAAUGCUUGGCUGAAACAGAAGGGGAUAAUGCUGGUCUUGUAGAAAGGGUUGUUCUGCUUGGAGCACCAAUUUCAAUUGAAGAAGAAAACUGGACGGAUGCUAGAAAGAUGGUGGCCGGUAGAUUUGUGAAUGCUUAUUCUAUAAGCGACUGGACACUGGGAAUUGCCUUUCGUGCGAGCUUACUUUCUCAAGGUUUAGGUGGAAUUCAACCUGUUGAUGUUCCUGGGAUUGAGAAUGUUGAUGUGACUCAACUUGUUGAAGGCCAUUCUUCUUAUCUUUGGAAGACAAAACAGAUCUUGGAGCAGCUUGAACUCGACUCUUACUACCCUGUUUUCAGAACUACACUCAAACCCCAGGAAGAUAAUAGUUGUGUAAAUUAG
Prunus armeniaca (apricot) is the source of this 1203-nucleotide messenger RNA. NCBI's taxonomy places the organism in Eukaryota, Viridiplantae, Streptophyta, Magnoliopsida, Rosales, Rosaceae. The record is from the annotation of a GenBank genome assembly.